AUGGUGAAGGGAGUGGUGGUGAAGGGUGGGGCUCUGACACACACUGUAUCACAUCUUCCAGCCAUUACAGCAGCAUCACCGUUCCAGGAUGACUGCUCGAGGGGUGCGUGUUACCCACCCAGCGAUGACCUGCUCCUGGGCCGGGCUCGCCAGCUCCAAGCAUCCUCCACCUGUGGUCUCACCGGCUCCGAGGUCUUCUGCACACCCUAUCAACAGAGGGCUAUGAAGUGCUGCCCAUGUGACUCCAGGAACCCAAACAGCCAGCUGGCCCACACUGUCCAGGAUGUCCUGUCCACUUCUAGACCAGAUAGAUGGUGGCAGUCCAGGAAAGGUGAGAGUCCAGUCACUCUUCAGCUGGACCUCAAUAAUCUGUUCCAGCUUGACAACCUGAUGCUCAUGUUCAAGGGUCCUCGUCCCAGUGCUUUGGUCAUUGAGAGGACUCUGGAUAACGGCAGAACGUGGCAGCCGGCUCUCUACUUGGCUACAGAUUGUGAACAGGCGUUUCCUGGUGUCCCCACAAGAACUCCUCUCACUCUGGACCAGACUUACUGCUACACACUGCCCCCUACUGGAACAAAUCCCUACCAAGACCACACAAUUGAGUUCAGUCCUUUGCGUCAGUAUGCUUAUGUCCAAGCUCCCAACAGCCAGAAAAUUGAAGAUGUGUCUGGGCUAACGGGGCUGAGGGUGAGGCUGACAGAGCUGGGCGAUGUACCUCGUCUACCCGGCAGAGCUCUCAGCAAGUUCUACGCCCUGAAGGAGAUGAGGGUGAUAGGAAGCUGUAUGUGCCACGGACACGCCAACCGAUGCCUGCCAGAAGAAUACAACAGCCCACUGUCUACUAACGUGAACCCUCGCUGUGACUGCCAGCAUAACACAGCCGGUGUGAACUGUGAGCGCUGCGCUGAUCUCUACAAUGAUCUGCCUUGGAGACCUGCAGAGGAGGGCAACACCCACACCUGCAAACGAUGUGAGUGUAACAACCAUGCCCAGCGCUGUCGCUUUGACCAGGCAGUGUACGAAGCCAGUGGGUGGAGGAGUGGAGGUGUGUGUGAGGGUUGUAUGCACCACACCACAGGGCCCAAGUGUGACCAGUGUGCCCCAGGCUACCAGCCCAACCCUCGCAGCCAAAUGGACCGUCCCGAUGCCUGUAUACGCUGUAUCUGCAGUGCUGAGGGAACAGUGGAUGGGGGCCGUUGUGAUGACAGUACCGGCUUCUGUCAGUGCAAAGUCAACGUAGAGGGCCCUCGCUGUGACCGCUGCAAGAGAGGAUACUACGGCCUGAGCAGCUCCAACGCUCUGGGCUGCACCAAGUGUUCCUGUUCUCCAGAUGGCUCAGUGUCAGAUGUGUGUGACCCAGUGACUGGUCAGUGUCCCUGUCAUCCCCACUUCCACGGCCUGAGCUGUGACAUGUGUGCAAAAGGCUACUGGAAGCCAUCGUUGUCAGAACGCUGUGAACCCUGUGGCUGUGACCCCACCAGGUCAAAGAGUGACACCUGUGACCAGCUGACAGGUCAGUGUCAGUGCAGACCAGGCUUCGGAGGUCGAACAUGUACCGAGUGUCCAGACAACACUUACGGAGAUCCUCUCAUCGGCUGCCAGCCAUGUCAGUGUGAUGCUGAAGGAACCCUUCCAGACUUUUGUGACAAGCAGACGGGGGUCUGUCUGUGUCGGCCGGGCAUCACCGGGACUCGCUGUGACUCCUGCGGUCAGAACCGCUGUGACUCGUUCCCAGCCUGUGAGCUGUGUCCCUCCUGCUUCUUCACUCUCGAUGUUCAGCGUCAGAAUCUCAGCUUAGCCCUUGAAAGACUGUCUCCCAGAUUCCCCACUCGUCCCGGAGCCGGUGGUGAUCUUGGAGCCUUGGGGCCCCGCAUUUUGGUCCUAGAGGCCGGCCUGAAGCAGAUCCAGGACUCCAUCUCUCUUCCACCCAAAACUGCGGGACAGAUCGAGGAUGCGCUAUCCCUGCUGGACAAGCUCCGGGACCAGAUGAACCAGGUUGAUAAUGGCCUCUCACCCCUGACAAGAACUCCUGGUGUUGACUCAGAGCUGGACAGAUUGCAGGCUCUGCUGGACAGCCUCAUUCUGAAGUACAAAGCUAAGAAGGACGGUCUAGAGAACUCCAUCACGUCCAACAACGCAGGAGCAUUUACAGCCAUCAAGAAUGCAUACAAUAAGUCAACUGAUGCUGCUGACAAAGUGAACAGCAGCAGAGACACAGUAAAGGAGUCGGCUAACAUCAGAGAAGAGACUACGGACAUUCAGGACCAAGUACAGCCAGAAAACAUCAGAGAUCUGGACAAACUAAACCGCAGCAUGGCCUCCCGGCCUGACCUUACUCCUGUUGCCAAACAGGUGUGUGGUAGUGUUCGCUCAAAGCCCUGCACUCCUCUCCAGUGUGAGGGAGGAGACUUGUGUCCGCCAAAGGGAACCCCACCUUGUGAGAAAGGGGUGAAGUGUAUAGGUGCUCUGCCUCUGAGCGAGAGGGCAAACACUGACGCUAAGGAUGUGAAGGACCGACUGGACAAGCUCAGUGGGAAGAUCACCGAGGCUGCAGAGAAGCUCCAGAAAACACAGGAGACCACCAAUCAGCUGAGACAAUCCACAGAGAAGCUGUCCAGUAAGAUGAAGCAGGCCAGAGACGAGCUACAAGAUGACUUAAAAGAGACAGGCGACGUUGUGAAAGCACUAAAAGACUUCCUAUCAGAUCCAUCUUCCAACCUGACCCACAUUCAGGAGGUGAGUGAUUGGGUCCUGAAAGCCAAACUUCCCCUAAGCCUAGCUGCUUUGAAGAGGAAGCUGGAGGAGUUGAAGGAUCUGGCAGCCGACCUACCAAACAGCACAGCCGUGCUGAAGGAUGCCGAGCCGCAGUUAGACAUCGCCAGGACACUGCUGAAGGAGGCCCAGGAUGCCAGGGACAAAGCAGUGGGAGUGAAGGCUGACGUAGACGGGUUUAUAGCAGGCUUACAGUCAGCAGAUGGCCUCCUCUCUGACCUGGAGGAAAAACUGCAGAACAGCAUGGAUCUCAUCGACAACCUGAAUAACAACCUGACUCAGGCCAAAGACCAACUGAGCCCAGCAGAGAAGGCUUUGGAUGAUAUAUCAACACUCAUAAAGCCCAUGAAACCUUCUCUGAAUGACCUGAAAGAUGUGCUGCAGAAUGCAAACAAACAGGCCCAGGAUGCACAGGAAACUGCAGACAAAGCUGAGGAUGAAGCAGCUGCUGCAAAGGAGGACCUGUUGACUUUGGAGAAGAAGCUAGAUCGCCUUAAAGCUGAAGGUACCACUGGGUCAGGUGUAGAGCCGGGGCAGUUGGGGGAUCGACUGACAAAGCUGCAACAGGAUGCUGGAGCUCUGGCUAACACCACUGACAACAUGAUGAAGGCCCUAGAAGGAAAAGCAGAUUCCCUCAGAGGGCUACAAGAUGAAAUCCUACAGAAGUCAACCAAGCUUGAAGGACUUGAUGCCAAACUUAAAGACCUUCUGGCAAAACUUCGAAAGAAAGCCAAUGAUCUCAGCACCUGCCAGGGCUGAGAGUCAUCAUGUGCAGAUGUCACUACUACACCUCAUAGACUGUCACUGUCAGUUUUCCUCCUCCAACAUUUCUCUAAAGUAUGAACCCGAUUUUAUUAGUGAUUCAGACCUGAUGUAUUCCGUCUGCAGUGGAGACAGUCUGUCUCUGCAUGGGGAACAAACAAGGAUGCCUUCAUUUGAAGUAGUUUUAAAUAUGAUUGAAAAUAGUAAUAACAAAAUGAGAUUAUUAUUAUAUAAAAUGUAUAUCUAAAAUAAGCUUGAUUCAAAAUGAACAGCAUCAUCAUCAUCCUAAAGGUUAGUCAGUUUCAUGUUUGUAAUUGGUGCAGCAUAUUUGUGGCUUUUUAUUGGUAAAGAACUUUACUACAUCAUCUACUGUAAUUUGAAAUAUUCUGUGUGAAAGUGUUUUUAGCAUGUAAUGUUAUAGUUGUAACAGUAUAAUAACACUGGCAGCUGUACUAUUAAUGCUGAAUUUGUUCUGAGUCCUUUAUCACUUCAUGUUUUUGUUCUCUGGUGUUCAUAACAACACCUUCUGGGGAAGAAACUGAGCACAAAAGGAGUGAAACGUGAAUAUGAUCAUUUUGGGGGGUUGAUUAGGCCAACAAUCAAAUCCCACAAACACACACUUCCCCAUGAAUAGCUGGAAUUCAUCAAACAAACAAUUUAUGAGAAGUUUUCCAAGUCAAGACAGUUAAGCUUGUUUGAACAACCUCACAGGAAGAGUUUCAAAAAGUUCACAAUAAGAAUGUGAAAAUGGGCCAGUGAUGUAUUUUCGGUUUCCUUUCCAAAUCAGACUGUAUCGGUAGCAUACUGUAUACUGUACAUGCCACUCUAAGUAUUUAGUCAUUUUGAAUAUUUAGCAUUUUAUCUUGAAAAAUGCCUCAGCUUCUCACUUUUUGACAGCUAUGCAAACUCUCCUCUGUCAGCAGCUAUAUAUUCCUCGAUGAACGGUGCACUCAUUUUUAGUGUAGUUUUCAGACCUGGAGUAAAGGUGAACAUUACAUUAUUUAUUUUCUGUUUUGCAUCUGCUGUUUGUGCAGUAUUUAAAUAAAUGCCUGAAUAAUG
Molecule: messenger RNA, 4593 nt
Organism: Acanthochromis polyacanthus (spiny chromis)
Lineage: Eukaryota; Metazoa; Chordata; Actinopteri; Pomacentridae
Gene: lamb3
Product: laminin subunit beta-3
Exons: 22
Coding region: 1-3531 (1176 amino acids)
Biological process (GO): axon guidance
Cellular component (GO): basement membrane
Source: RefSeq, a predicted model, not a curated record